Molecule: messenger RNA, 1795 nt
Organism: Symbiodinium necroappetens
Lineage: Eukaryota; Dinophyceae; Suessiales; Symbiodiniaceae
Source: the annotation of a GenBank genome assembly
GAGGCAACUCCAUCGGCAGCCGCCUCGUCUUCUGCUCCUGGAGAGGUACCCACUGGCAGCAGAGAAGUUCGCCAGAAGGCUAUGCCCAAGAAGAAGGCGAAGGUAUCUUCGGGUCCUGUGGUGGAUGAGGAAUCGCUUCGUCGUCUUAUUCAAGAGGACGAACUUCGAGAGGCACUCGGUACUCCGAAGAAGCUGGUGACACCGUGCACGGACGAGCUGAUGCAACCCAUCUUCAACAGGAGGAAGAGCUCAAGGAGGAACAAAAUGUACGCUCCCUACGGGGACGCACUGGUCAAGACGACACCGUUCAACAGCCUGCCGACUGACACGCGGAAGCUUCUGGGGGUAGAGUGUAAUUGGGCGUCGUGGCUUUGUCAUCCACUGAGUGGAUACGGCGUCCAUUUCUUCCUCAAGGCCAUCGAAUUGGGGAAAAUGCAGGGCAAUCUGCUGGUUGAGCUGAACUGGAAGGAGAAGGCCUAUACCGACGGCUACAAGUCUCCUUUCAUGUCAGGGAUGUCGGCUUCAGAAUUCCCGCGGGAAACGAUCCUCGGGAUAAGGACGGACUUCUCGACGCUGGUGUCUGCAAUUUCCCAGGCCUACGGCCCGGAUUUCUUUAGCUACAUUCAGAAACACGGGUACACUUUGUACGAUACCUCCCUCCGCGAGACUUGGAACGCACCGCUGGUUUUGGCCGCGCUCGAGAAGAAAGCUCAUGCGGACUUGAUCGCGUGUGAGAACCUCCGUGCCCAGCGUGCCAGGGAGAUUGAGGAGCUUUACACGCGACCCUACGAGGAGGUCGACGAGCCCAUGAACACAGCCGGCAGCUCCACUGAUGUGCCAGCGGACUCUCCCUUUGGAGAGAUGGCUGGUACAGCAAAACAGGAGUCUAUCAGUGCACCGAUGGAGACCGAUGCACCAGAAGGCUCUCCCUCUGGAGAGGUAUCUGGUGUCAAGGUCGGAACCGCUGAAGGCUCUUCCUUUGAAGAGGUAUCAGAGACCAAAGACAUGCACAUUGCUGGUGAGUCUGGCAAGCACGACACAGAUGAGGCCAUGGGAAGCUCAACCCCUGUUGAGGAACUCAUGCCGGACAUCAAUUCCUCUUCCUCCAAGGAUGCUUCAGAUGAGGAGCAACUUCGCGAUCAGGGCAUUUGGGGGAAGCAGAAGAAUGUCGUGGAGCCAGGGGCUUACGAAGCGGAGGCCAAGGCCGCAACCGAAGCAGAAGCCAAGAAUGAACAGGCUUUUGAAGAUAUGGCUGGUGCGAAGGAGAAGGAAGGACUGGUCGACACAGUCGAGCACCAGAACUUCAUUGAAGCCUAUCGCUUGGUUGAGCGUGUGAGCCUGCUCAUGCGACUCGCCGACCAGCAAAACGGCUAUGGCCAGACAGGUCUUUACCAUGACAACAUCCGUCUCGACGAUACCAACUCCUUUAAGGUCCAGCACAUGUAUUUCCGUGUUAAGGUCCACCAUCACUACCACAUGAAGUACAACUUCGCGGAGGAGGGCCUUAUGGAGCAGAUGUGCCGGAUGGAGCCGAUCUAUAAUCGUCGAUCGACUCGGAUGGAUGUCGUGUUCCGGGCAGGCGACUUUCGAAGUACUCUGGACGAUCGCGAGAUGGCCAGGGCAUCCCAUGCUCGAGAGGAAGCAUUGGAGUUAAACCAUAUGCCCCUCGAGAGGUUAAAGGAACUCAACCGAGAUCGCCGUUCUGCAGGCCGGGAGGAGUUGAUGAAUGCAAUGCUUCAUUACUUCAAGCAGCUGGCGUGGACGAUGAUGAACUCGGGGACCUCUCCCUUGAGAA